Messenger RNA from Pieris napi, 1495 nucleotides. RefSeq names its product glutenin, high molecular weight subunit DY10-like. Lineage: Eukaryota; Metazoa; Arthropoda; Insecta; Lepidoptera; Pieridae. Bases 78 to 1454 code for a protein of 458 amino acids. Gene Ontology annotation, molecular function: protein binding; serine-type endopeptidase inhibitor activity. The record is from RefSeq and is a predicted model, not a curated record. The transcript has 14 exons.
AAGACAUUUACCUUGACCACGGUCACUAAUUUAGUGCACGCGUCGAGUUUGUACCGGUCGUGUUUGAGUGUUGCAUUAUGAUUUGCAUAAAGUUAUUACUCUUUUGUUUUUUAAGUGUGUGUGACUUUGGUCGCAUACAAGGUCAGUUAUUGACAAAGGAGAGCGGGUUUGAUUUAAACAGUUUGUUUGGAAAUCUUUUUCCUAAUUUUGGUUUUCGGAGAAAUCCCCAAGCCAAUUACCCCGGUACUUCGCAAUACCCAAUUAAUGAGGGGCAGUUGAACAAUCCCCAAGGAAAUAUUUGGAAUAAUGGAAAUGGCAAUCCCGGGAUGAAUUAUCCGGCUAAUUCACAAUAUUACCCAGGCACCGCGAUUCAGGGUCAGCAGAGGCCUACCGGAAAUAAGAAUGACUGGAAUAACCCCGGAUCGUCUGUGAACCAAGUGCAAGGAAAUUAUCCUCAAACUUCGGUACCACGUCAAGGAUGGAAUAGUCCCCAAACACUGAUGAGAUACCCCAACCAACAAGGAGCACAAGGGGAUUAUCCACAAACGUCGUUACCAGGUCAGGGAUGGAGUAGUCCCCAAACUCAGACAGGAUAUCUAAACCAACAAGUACCACAGGGUCAGCAAAAGCCCACCGGAAAUGAAAAUACAUGGAAUAACCUCGGCUUGCCUGCCAAUCCAAUACAAGUCAAUCAACCUGGUCAAUAUCCUGACACAGGAAGGAAUUGGAAUGGAAUCGGUGCUAAUGUUAAUUCAAAUAAUCCAAACAUGCCGUCCUACCCGCAGAAUGGAUUACAGACUGGUGCGGCCUACUCAGGCCAGGAGAAUGCAAAAAAUCCCAAUUAUUAUCAACCUGGCAAUCCUGGCAAUGAUAAUGUUCAGAAACUUAACCCUAAUUACCCGACAGCGAAUAAUUGGAAUAAUGGUUUAAAUCCGCGUGUUAAUUAUCCAGGGAACCCUCAGCCGUAUCCAGUAAAUGGAAUUCAGACUGAUGUGCCAAAUAGUUGGAAUGCUAACCAAAAGAGUAACCAGGGGUACGAAAGUCCAAGUCAGUUGGGCUAUCAGGGUGGCCAACUUCAUCCUGGUACUAACUACCAAAAUGGAUACCCAAGUCAGAACGGAUAUCCGCCUCAGAGUGACUCCUACACGGGCUUUCGGAACGAGGCCUCACAAUACCCCAAUCAAAGUGAGCAGGCGGAUGUAGCUGUCACAACAGAAAAGGCUAUAUUAGGCAAUCCGGUCAUUAUUUCCGAAAUAAAGCCUCCGUCAACCCCUAAAAGUGAGGUGGAUGGAGCCCAAACAAAAUGUGUUCAAGAUUGCUCUACCUCAUCGGAUUACCAACCCAUAUGUGGAACAAAUAAUGUGACAUAUUUCAAUGAAGAGAAAUUUGAAUGCGCGCAAAAAUGUGGAAUAGAAGUGGCGAUUCGACAACAAGGCGCGUGUGAUGGGCAUUAAAAGAUGUGUUUUAUUUUAUAAAUAAAAUGUAUUAAGACUAA